Messenger RNA from Spodoptera litura, 507 nucleotides. The record is from RefSeq and is a predicted model, not a curated record. NCBI's taxonomy places the organism in Eukaryota, Metazoa, Arthropoda, Insecta, Lepidoptera, Noctuidae.
AUGGCCAUUAUACCUCCACCUCCAAGCGUAGUGACGGAUGAAGAAGAAGGACCUGAUGAAAACUUAGGAACUACUUUACUACCUCGAGACAUUCCCGGAAGUAUUGAAGUGUUCAUACAUAACAAUAAAUCAGAUGAUGAUGACAGCAGUGAUGAUGAACCGUUAGCCAAUAAGCAACUUCGACGUGAUCAAGAGGAAGGAAUCCCAUCAUGGCAUAAGUGCGAACCAACUGAUUCUAAAACAUCUAAAGAAACUUCUGAAUUAGAUCGAAAAAGAGAAGUUGUCAAAGAAGAACUCAAAGAUUUGUAUCCUACCCAGAUAUUUGAAAAAAUAUUUGAUGAAGAAGUCAUUGAACUCAUUGUUUCUAACACCAAUUUAUAUGCGAGACAAAAUAACAGGCAUUCAUUUCAGUUAGAUGCAAACGAGCUGCUUAUGACUAUCGAUUCGACAGAACAAAUGAGUUAUUGCUGGUUAGAUGGAAGGAUAACAGCGUUUGUACCAUGGUAA